AUGGCCAAGACCCAAAAAAACAAGGCCACCUCGUUCCACUUGGGUCAGUUAAAGGCCAAGCUUGCCAAGCUGAAGCGUGAGCUGUUAGCCGGUCCCAGUGGAAGUGGAGGUGGUGCUGGUGGUGUAGGUUUUGAUGUUGCUAGAACAGGUGUUGCUUCAGUUGGAUAUAUCGGAUUUCCAUCAGUAGGAAAGUCGACCCUGCUGAGUAAAAUUACCGGUACUCAUAGUGAGUCUGCAGCCUACGAGUUCACUACAUUGACAACAGUUCCUGGUGUGAUUCAGUACCGUGGUGCCAAGAUCCAGAUGCUUGAUUUGCCUGGUAUUAUUGAAGGUGCUAAAGAUGGUAAGGGUCGUGGUAAACAGGUCAUCGCCGUCGCCCGUACCUGUAACUUGAUAUUUAUCGUAUUGGACGUUAAUAAACCAUUACAGCAUAAACAGGUGAUUGAACGAGAAUUAGAAGGAUUCGGAAUCAGAAUUAAUAAAGAACCACCAAACAUCGUUUUCCGUAAGAAGGAUAAGGGCGGUAUUAAUAUCACCAACACUGUUCCACUCACAAAACUCGAUUACGACGAAAUUAGAGCUGUCAUGUCGGAAUAUCGCAUUUCCUCAGCUGAUAUCGCUUUCCGAUGUGAUGCUUCUGUAGACGAUCUGAUUGAUAUUCUUGAAGCUCCUAAUAGAAGAUACAUUCCUGUGGUGUAUGUUCUGAACAAGAUCGACUCCAUCUCUAUUGAAGAGCUGGACCUGUUAUUUCGUAUUCCCAAUGCUGUACCUAUUUCAUCUGAAAACGGAUGGAAUCUGGACGAACUGCUCGAAGUUAUGUGGGAUAAAUUGAAUCUCGUCAGAGUAUACACCAAACCUAAAGGCCAACAACCCGAUUAUGAACAGCCUAUUGUAUUGCGUCAAAACAGAUGCAGUGUCGAAGACUUCUGUAACUCCAUCCACAAAUCACUCGUCGACGAGUUCAAGAACGCCGUCGUCUACGGUCGUAGUGUCAAGCACCAGCCUCAGCACGUGGGUCUCAGCCAUGUUCUCAUGGACGAAGACGUUGUCACCAUCCUCAAAAAGUAA
This is a messenger RNA of Sugiyamaella lignohabitans, 1068 nucleotides long. It is a transcript of the gene RBG1, whose product is annotated as GTP-binding protein RBG1. Gene Ontology annotation, cellular component: cytoplasm. The record is from RefSeq and is a predicted model, not a curated record. Gene Ontology annotation, biological process: cytoplasmic translation. The transcript has a single exon. Gene Ontology annotation, molecular function: GTP binding; GTPase activity. Lineage: Eukaryota; Fungi; Ascomycota; Dipodascomycetes; Dipodascales; Trichomonascaceae. The coding region runs from base 1 to 1068 and encodes 355 amino acids.